Penicillium macrosclerotiorum is the source of this 975-nucleotide messenger RNA. RefSeq lists its product as uncharacterized. Bases 1 to 975 code for a protein of 324 amino acids. The record is from RefSeq and is a predicted model, not a curated record. NCBI's taxonomy places the organism in Eukaryota, Fungi, Ascomycota, Eurotiomycetes, Eurotiales, Aspergillaceae. The transcript has a single exon.
AUGUCACCGCGCAGCGCCUCCGAUAUCGCGGACUCGCUGAUACACCGGUACUCAACCGGGGACCAAGUACGCACCUAUAUCUUCGCCGCGUUUGCAGCCAUCGCCUGGUACAAUGCCAUCGAACUCAUCAUCUUGUGCUUCGUCUCAUUCAAGCGCCACCACGGCUGCUACUUCUGGAGUCUCCUUAUCGCAUCCGCCAGCAUUGUGCCACACUGCCUGGGCUAUGUCUUGCUCUUCUUUCCCACGGGUGUUACCCCUUGGGUGUGCGUCACGCUCAUCGUCUUCAGCUGGGUGACCAUGGUGACGGGGCAGUCGGUGGUUCUGUGGUCGCGCCUGCAUUUGGUGCUGCAAAAUACUAAGGUGCUCUGGGGCGUCCUGUGGAUGAUCAUUAUCGACGCGGUGCUCUUCCAUACCCCUACGAUCGUGCUUCUCUACGGCACCACAGCAGAACCCUUCAGCAAUUGGUCACAGGGAUACGACAUCAUGGAACGGAUUCAGCUGGUCGGAUUCUGUAUCCAGGAACUCGUGAUCUCGGGGAUCUACGUGUGGGAGACGGUCAAGCUGUUGAAGCUGCGACCCCAAGGUCGGCCACAUGGUAUCUUGAAUCAGCUCCUCCUCAUCAACAUAAUUAUCCUGGUCCUCGAUAUCGCCGUUGUCGUGAUUGAGUAUGUGGGAUACUACGCCGUCCAGGUUAUGUUUAAACCUGUGGCAUACAGUAUCAAGCUCAAGCUAGAAUAUGCUAUCCUCGGGAAACUCGUCGCCAUCGCCCGAGGAUCCUACAAUGGCCAGGAGCUACCCUCCAGCGAGCUGCCGUCAAGUGAGAUGCCAUCUAGCAUGCGUGAGAUCGACUCGUUCCCCUCAUCGCAGGAGCAACCGACGCAGACAAACUAUCGACGUAACUUCCACCGACAAUAUAGCCCACCAUGGUUUUGGGAACGAUCACAGCGGUCGAGUUGUACAUCUUCGGGUAUAUAA